AAGGCAGCCACACUCUGCCUCCUCUGUUGUGAUCCUGGCUUUCCAUUUACGACCCCCGGCAGAACAUUAAGGCAGCUGGGGCUGCCAGGAAUGCAGUCUGAGAUCAGAUGAAAUCAUUGACUCUUAAAAACUGAAGGCCAGGAUUUUCCAAAAGAAACCCCGGAGCAGCAGGAUUCCCUGUCGAAAGGUCACAUCCUCUUCAUGUUACAGGAAUUCUAACGGAUCCUCCGGCCCCUAACCCCUCAGCUGGUCAGUCUGGAUGCCACAAAGCCCGUGAAAAGCAAGUUACCAGCGGAUCAAAAGAGACUGGAAAUCAAUCUGCUAACAGGAGAAAGUGGGGAGGCGGUGAUGUCUGGUGGAAUUUUCUCCCCGCUGGAGAAUCUUUGUGACUUGGACAAUGCCAACUGCCACCCACUUGUGUGUUUUCUAUGCCACGAGCAGUACGAACACCCUUGCCUCCUGGAUUGCUACCACAACUUCUGUGCCAGCUGCCUACGGGGCCGGGCCAUUGACAGCCGCCUCACCUGUCCUCUCUGUGGGCACCAGUCCAUUGUGAAAGGCAGUGGCCUGCCCCCAGAGGACCGGCUCCUCAAGUUCCUGGUGGACAGCUCCGGGGACUGCGAGGAGGAAGCGCAGUGUGCAAACUGCGACCUUCAGUGCAAGAAACAGGACUUAGAUGCCAUGUAUUUCUGCAACACCUGCAACCAGCCCCUCUGCGCCAAGUGCCGCGAGGAUACCCACAAAGCCAAGAUGUUCUCCCGUCAUGAGAUCGUCUCACUGACCAAGCGGAUCAAAGACAUCCACAAGAAAUGCCCACUUCACGAAGAGCUUUACAUCAUGUUCUCCACAGAGAAAAAAUCCAUGCUGUGCAUUAACUGCUUCCGGGACAUGCCAGUGGAGAGCCGAGCACACUGCAUCGACAUCGAGACUGCAUACAUGCAAGGCUGCGAGAAGCUGGAUCAGGCGGUGAUGGCUGUGAAAGAGCUGCAGACCUCCACGCGAGAAGCCAUUGUGCUCCUCAAAGCUAUGAUUGAGGAGGUGCGCAACAGCGCAGAUGAAGAAGAGACAGCCAUCAACUCGCUCUUCAGUAACAUGCAGGACAGGUUGGCAGAAAGGAAGAAGAUGCUUUUAAAAGUGGUCCAGAGUCAAUACGAAGAAAAAGAGAAGGCCUUCAAGGAGCAGCUCACCCACCUGGCAUCGCUGUUACCCACUCUACAGGUCCACCUGGUGACCUGCUCCGCUUUUCUGAGCUCUGCCAACAAAGCCGAAUUCCUGGAUUUAGGCUACCAACUGAUGGAGAGACUGCAGAAGAUUGUCAAGGUGCCCCAUCGGAUGAGGCCUUCCCAAACCAGCAAGAUUAACACCGAGUACAGGGCCGAAUUUGCGCACUGCUUGGAGCCGCUGCUGCUUCUCACUCCACGUCGCUCGGUUGUAGUGAACGGAGGGAGCAUCGGGCCCGGAAUGAGCAAUGGAAACAUGAUCUCCGGAGGCCCGUGUUCCAAGACGCUGAUGGUAUCCAGCUGCCCCUCUGCUUGUGAAAAGAUGUCCUUAACAGGUUCCAUCGUCCGGAAGCCAACAAUGCAUCGUUACAUCAGCACCAAGGUCUUGUUGGCCGAAGGGCGAGAGACGUCGUUCACGGAACAUUGCCGCAACUAUGAGAAUAUGUACCGGGUCCUCCAAAGUGAGAUUCAGAACCUGAAGGAUCAAGUGCAGGAGCUGCACCGAGACCUCACCAAGCACCACUCCCUCAUCAAGACGGAGAUCAUGAGCGAGAUCGUGCAGAAGUCCCUGCAGAUGGACGUGCAGAUUGCUUCGGAGUACCUUCUCUGCUGGGCCCAAAGUCCCCUGUUCGAAGAGACCUGGGAAGAAACCUACCAGCGAGUGGCAAAUGAACAAGAGAUUUAUGAAGCCCAACUGCACGACCUCCUGCAGCUGAAACAAGAAAACAGCUACCUGACCACCAUCACCAAACAGAUCGCCCCCUACGUCCGCUCCAUCGCCAAAGUGAAGGAACGCCUGGAGCCCAGGUUGCUGGAAGCAAAGGAGAAGGACAGCCAGGCUGAGAACCUGCUGAAAAUAUAUGACGACAGCACAACGACGACCGGUGAAGUCCUGCACAGGACCGACUCGAGCAACGAAAACGCCGAAGGCAGAGAGAGGCCCUCGGAACCCAAAGCAGAAAACCAGACGCCCAAUCUGGCCGCCAAAGAGCCGUCACUGAAAAGCAACGACUGCUGUAAGAGCCAGCCAAAAGGCUGGGCUGGCAGCCCCCCCACGGGCAGCAGCAGCAUCAGCAGCAACAGGCCAAGCAGCGAAACGAUUCCAGCGCCGAACACGCACGGCGUCCAUUAACGCUGCACAGGAUUGUCGGCGGGGCUGGGCGUUAAAACAGCAACUGCAGCGACGAAAAUAAUUCAGCACAAAGAGAACCCAGAUCCUGCAACCCGUCUUGAGUUGUGGACGUUGGCAAGAUUUCUUUUGCAGAAGAUUUCCUGCUGGGCACGGAGAGGCGCCAGCAGCCGUGCAUGGCCCUCCGAAACAAUCGCAGAAAGCGUUGCGGCUUCUGAGUUGGCACACAUGCUCGCAAGCACUGGGUGGGCUAGAAAUGUUCUUGAAACGGCAACCGGGAGAAUGAAAUAUGCGACCCUCGGGCUUGUUUCCUUCAUUUCUUUGGCCCCUGUGUGAACUAGCCCCCUGCUUCCAGCCAGUCGCCUGAGCAACAGACCCGUAUUUGGAUUCUCUGCCCCUAGGGUCUGUCCGGGGAGCUCUGCUGUCCGUGUGGCUGGUCGGUGUGCGUAUCGCCUCUGCCUGCCUUCUCCUGGACAUUUCCUGUGCUUGUAUCAGGGAGAGGGAAAUUGUUUUCGCCACGCCUUACAAGAAGCAGGUCACCUAGAGAUAUGAAAAAGCUACAUGCCCAUACCAGUCAGUUUUUCAGUAACAUACAAAACUGUGUGAUGGGGCAUAUUUGUGUGCCAUGAGGCAGCAGAUAAUGGCCGACGGAUUCAAAUAAUAAAUUAGAAGAGUCUGUAUUUAUAUCCCACCUUCCUCUCCUGUAAGGAGACUCAAGGUAGCCUACAAUCUCCUUCCCCUUCCUCUCCCCACA
Messenger RNA from Sphaerodactylus townsendi, 3103 nucleotides. It is a transcript of the gene RNF207, whose product is annotated as ring finger protein 207. Gene Ontology annotation, molecular function: transmembrane transporter binding; Hsp70 protein binding; zinc ion binding. The record is from RefSeq and is a predicted model, not a curated record. NCBI's taxonomy places the organism in Eukaryota, Metazoa, Chordata, Lepidosauria, Squamata, Sphaerodactylidae. The transcript has 20 exons. Gene Ontology annotation, biological process: regulation of heart looping; regulation of cardiac muscle contraction. Bases 349 to 2352 code for a protein of 667 amino acids. Gene Ontology annotation, cellular component: perinuclear region of cytoplasm.